AUGAGCACGGACGGGAGUAAAAAGGGGAGUAUCAGAAUGCCCAAAUCGACACUAAAGAACCAGAACUCGGUUAAAGUAACCGAGCAAAAGCCAAAUUCGUCGAAGAAGGCUGCUGUUUCCACGAGGGAGACCGAAUUAGAGUCGCAAGAUUCAAACCUAGAUGAAGAGUCGGAACUCGACGAAAAUGACGAAGUAAACGUUGUUGACGUCUCGAGCGAUGACGACGAUGAAGAAGAAGAAGAAGAAGAAGAAGAUGAUGAUGAUGACGAUGAAGAGGUGGACGACGAUCUACCUGAGGAAGAUGAAGACUCUUUCCCACUCAAGAAGAAGCAAAAGAAAAACAAAGACAACGGCUCGGAAUCAUUUGCAACUGCAUUCAACUCCAUCAUAAACUCGAAAUUGAAAGCUUACGAUAGGAAAGAUCCAAUAUUAGUUAGAAACAAGGCGACAUUGAAGAAAUUGGAAAGCGACAAAUUGGAAAACAAGGCAAGGAAAUCGAUUUUGGCCGAGAGAAAGCAGUUUCAAGACAAGCACAGAGUCAAGAACCUCUUACCCGCUGCCACCGACGACGGUGGUCUGCAAGUGCGAGCGUUCUUGGAGAAGGAGAAGCAGAUGAAGAAAACCGCGCAAAGGGGUGUGGUGAGGCUAUUCAAUGCCGUCUUGUCGACGCAAUUAAAGACAAACCAGGAAGUGGGCAAAGAGAAGGUGGGUCAGCAGCGGAAGGAAGAGUUGAUGACCGACGUGUCAAAGGAAAAGUUUUUGGACUUGAUAGCAGCAGCUGGCGAGGAUUGA
Lodderomyces beijingensis is the source of this 792-nucleotide messenger RNA. NCBI's taxonomy places the organism in Eukaryota, Fungi, Ascomycota, Pichiomycetes, Serinales, Debaryomycetaceae. The record is from the annotation of a GenBank genome assembly.